AUGGGUGAUUCGGGAAAGCCUCUCAACCAGGAGUCUGUCUCGCGCCUCCUGAGCCAUUUCAGUGGUGAGGGUCCUCCAGCCAAUGAUCGAUGGGCAGCUCUGUGGGAUGCGGGCGACUUCCUCCCUUGGGAUCAGGGCAUUCCCAAUCCAGCGCUUGUGCAUGUUCUGCAAGAUCAUCGGGAUCUCAUUGGUGACUCUAUUUUUAUUCAUGACGACGAAAAGCAGGAGCGCCGGCGGAAGCGGGCGUUGGUGCCAGGCUGUGGGCGUGGAUAUGACGUUCUCCUCUUGUCCAGUCUAGGUUACGAUGCCUAUGGCCUUGAGGUGUCAGCCAAGGCAGUUGAAGAAGCCAAGACUUGGGCUGAAGAGCAUCUGAGCGAUUAUCCGGUUCGAGAUCCAGCGGUUGGACCUGGGAAGGCGCAGUUCAUUCUAGGCGACUUUUUUAGUGACGAGUGGACUGCGUGCAUGGCCCCGCUUGCCAAAUUCGAGUUCAUAUAUGAUUACACAUUCUUCUGUGCCCUUGCCCCUGACCUCCGUCCCUCCUGGGCUCGCCGGUACCGGGAUCUUCUUUCCAUGCAUCCGGAAAGUGCUAUCGUCUGCGUCGAAUUCCCGACACAGAAAAAGCUGUCCCUCGGUGGGCCCCCUUACGCCUCGCCCUCAUCCGCUUAUUUAGCGCACUUGAGUCACCCUGGACAGGAGAUUCAGUACGACGUCGAAGGAGUGCCGAUCAAUGUUGAGGGGCUCGAACACACGAAUGGAUUUCAGAGAGUCGGCCAUUGGAACGCUGAGGAGUCUCAUGCGAUGGGGAAUGGCAUGGAUUGGGUGAGUGUGUGGAGACGAUAG
Messenger RNA from Penicillium paradoxum, 840 nucleotides. Its product is annotated as TPMT family. The record is from RefSeq and is a predicted model, not a curated record. Gene Ontology annotation, molecular function: S-adenosylmethionine-dependent methyltransferase activity. NCBI's taxonomy places the organism in Eukaryota, Fungi, Ascomycota, Eurotiomycetes, Eurotiales, Aspergillaceae. The transcript is spliced from 2 exons. Bases 1 to 840 code for a protein of 279 amino acids.